Messenger RNA from Temnothorax curvispinosus, 2333 nucleotides. Its product is annotated as jmjC domain-containing histone demethylation protein 1-like. The record is from RefSeq and is a predicted model, not a curated record. Gene Ontology annotation, molecular function: transcription coregulator activity; zinc ion binding; DNA binding. Bases 19 to 1797 code for a protein of 592 amino acids. Gene Ontology annotation, biological process: regulation of transcription by RNA polymerase II; protein demethylation. NCBI's taxonomy places the organism in Eukaryota, Metazoa, Arthropoda, Insecta, Hymenoptera, Formicidae. The transcript has 4 exons.
GGCUUGAAAGCAAUAGUAAUGUAUCUACAUUCAUUGCCGUCGACAAAGAAGAACGUUCCGGAAUUGAUACGCGAUCCGGUCGCUCUCAUUCACGAUGUCCGAUGUUUGGUGGAAAAGCAUAGACAUGAUAAUCCAGAAGCGGCUGUGACGGGCAAUCCUGUGUUACCACCACCACCACCUUUGAGUAUCGCUGAUAGGGAACGCAUGAGAGUAACGAGAAAAGGUUUUGUAAAAAGACAUCACUCGGACAAGUCUGAAAGAGCGUUUCCACGCAGAAGACGAACCAGAUGCAAAAAGUGUGAGGCUUGCACUAGACAAGAUUGUCGGGAGUGUGUGUUUUGCCAAGAUAUGGUCAAAUUUGGAGGCAGUGGGCGCGCUAAGCAAACGUGCCUCAUGCGUCAAUGUCUUAGGCCCAUGCUUCCAGUCACGUCAUCUUGUAAAGUAUGUAAUUUAGAUGGUUGGAAACAACCACCUGCACCAUUGACGGGUAAACCGUUUCCCACAACACCAUCUACUUUAAUGGAGUGUUCAAUCUGCUUCGACAUCGUACAUCCAGAAUGUAUAGGUUUGAACUCCAAGGAGGUAACCGUCAAUGAUGAUUUACCAAAUAGUUGGGAGUGUCCACAGUGUUGCGAGCAAGGUCGAAACUUGGAUUAUCGGCCGCGUCAGCAAAGGGGUCGCACGCGAAAAUUAUCAGUAUCCAGCGCAGUCUCUUCAGCACCGACCACGGAUUCCGAGCGGGCAAUGACACCAAGUAAACGAUCGAGACUUGAUCCCAACGAGGCGUGGAAUGAUUCGCCCGGAGAACCAGCCGAAGGUGAACAGAGAAUGACGCAGCAGCGUACCCAAUUAGCUAUGCAAUUGAUUGCCUCGAGCAGCAGAUCUUUGGUGAGGCCGCACGUGGUAGUUAGGCCAGCGCCGCUGCCGCCUAUCCAAGAAACGGACGGCGAAUCGAACGAGCAUCAGAAUUUGGUGUACAACAAGGUAGUGGUGCUUGCGGUAUUUCGAUUUCUUAACAUAAAGGAUCUGCUUAAUUGUGCCUUGGUUUGCCGUACCUGGGCAAGAUACAGUAUAGAUUCCAGCCUGUGGAAGAAACUGAAUUUGUCACACUAUAAACUCCGUUCCUUACACUUGACGGUUGUCAUCAGACGUCAACCCGAAUGUCUUUCGCUGGACUGGACCAACAUCAAUAAGAUGCAAUUAGCUUGGCUUCUGAGCAGAUUGCCGCAGUUACGAACGUUGUCCCUUCAGGGCUGUACUUGGGCCGGCGUUCGUGCCCUGAAGAGUUGCAGCUGUCCGCCUCUAGAAAAAUUGAAUCUGAAUUAUGUUACCUCUUUGAAUGACGCUGUCUUGCAAGAAAUUCUGGACUCACCAACGGAUUCAAGACCUGGCCUUAUUGACAAAACAUCACGAUUGAAGCAUCUCAAGAAUCUGUCUUUAGCCGGAUGCGAUCUUACGGAUCGAGGCGUGAGAUAUAUAGUCCAGCAUCUGUUGGAUCUUGAGACCUUAGACCUCUCCUCGAUCGGCAGACUUACCGAUUCCGGAGUGGCGCACCUGACGUCGCUGCCAAAUCUGGGAUCGCUGAACUUAGCAAACUGCAAAUUGCUCACCGAAACGACUCUUGAUCACCUGACGAGAUGUAAGGCGCUAAAACGCCUGGACCUGCGACACACGACUCAAGUAUCGACGCAAGCCGUUAUCAAGUUCGCUGCUAAAAGCGAGCACAAUUUGCAUGUAACGGACGUUAAGUUGGUGGAGGAGAAGAAGAAGGUCAAAGCUGAAAUUGUGGACACGUGAAAGAGCAUUGUGCUCACCCGCAAACUAUUGUUCAGUGCAAUCCGGUUAUCGUCGCGUAAGAACACUGCUUGCAAAGAAUUAGAGCCAUGAUAAAUAGUACAUGCUACGAUCAGUGAUUAUUUAUUUUACACAAGAGAAUCUAUAGGCAUCAUUACAAGGUGCAUCCUUAUGAUGCAAUAGAAAGGACCUGACUAGCAUAGAAUUUCUAUUUGGAUAACACUUACCUUUACCGACGUAAAACCAAACGCAAUUUUGACAAGAACGAUUCCUUCGCAACUUGGAUUUAUUAUUCUUUUCAUUUUUCUUAUUGCAGAUAUUUAUCUAUUCUAUCGUGUAGUUCAUGUAGAUAUAUGUUUAUGUAUUUUUCACUGAAUGUCGUUUUAAAAACAAAUCUAAUUUAUUUAGAUUUUUUCUUUGAAACAAUAUCGAGAGGAAGUGGCGCUAUUUUAUUGCAGUUUUAUGAUUCUUUUGUGUAUCUCUGUAACUAAAACUUGAACUUGGAUCUUAUUAAAUAUCAUUAAACUAAUUGAAAAAUA